Messenger RNA from Rhizoctonia solani, 1473 nucleotides. Its product is annotated as ubiquitin carboxyl-terminal hydrolase. Gene Ontology annotation, molecular function: protein binding; proteasome binding; cysteine-type deubiquitinase activity. The record is from RefSeq and is a predicted model, not a curated record. NCBI's taxonomy places the organism in Eukaryota, Fungi, Basidiomycota, Agaricomycetes, Cantharellales, Ceratobasidiaceae. Gene Ontology annotation, biological process: protein deubiquitination; regulation of proteasomal protein catabolic process; proteasome-mediated ubiquitin-dependent protein catabolic process. The coding region runs from base 1 to 1473 and encodes 490 amino acids. The transcript is spliced from 16 exons.
AUGUCUGCAUUUACCGUUCAUAUAAAGCAUGGGGCAAACACAAGCCUACAGCUUGAUCCCGAGCAACCUCCUUCGGUUUUCAAAGAAGCAAUCUAUCAAGUGACCGGGGUUCCGGUCGACCGAAUGAAGGUUAUGAUCAAAGGUGCUUUAUUAAAGCAGUUGGAAGGUGUGAAUCCAAAGGCCGGACAAACGUUUACUGUGAUUGGGACGGCUGGGCCUCUGCCUAAACCACCCUCAACUCCGAUUGACUUUUUCGCAGAUAUGGACGAACGAGAACUUGCUAGUGUAUCAAAAACACCCGUCGGUUUGCAAAAUCUCGGAAACACUUGUUACAUGAAUUCUACAGUACAAGCUCUCCGAGCGAUACCCGAACUACAAACCGCACUGGAUCCAGUUACUGGAACCCCCACCACUGCUCAGCAUCGCCUUGCCAUGGCCUUACGAGAGACCUAUAAGGCAAUGGGAAAGACAACAGAGGGGUUCCCGCCUCUUAUCCUGCUGACAAAUCUGCGGGCCGUAUUUCCGCAAUUUGCAGAACAAACGAACGCUGGACAUUAUGCACAACAAGACGCUGAAGAGUGUUGGAGCCAAAUGAUCAGUGCUAUGAAGACACAAGUUCCUGGCUUAACCAACGGUUCUGGGUCAGCAAGCAAAUCAUUCAUCGAACAGUACAUGGUGGGCGAAAUGCGAAAAGUUGGGAUCAAAGAGGUUUGCGAACAAUUCAAUCCGGCUCUAGCAUACAUUACCUUGAAAAAGUCGUUGGAUGAGACGUCUCGUAUCUCGAGGCUACCCUCAAACCUCACUGUCCAUAUGGUGAGAUUUUACUGGCGCCGUGAUAUCAAUAAGAAAGCGAAGAUUAUGCGUAAAGUCAAAUUCCCAUUUGAAUUCGAUGCACUUGACCUAUUAACGGACGAACUUCGCGAAAAAAUUCAGCCUGCGACCCGUAAAUUACUAGAAAUCGAAGGAGAUAGGCUGGAGCGAAGGCGCGCCCGGCGCAAACUCAAAAAUAAAGCAAUCAGCCUUCCGGAAGCGCACCCCCAGAGACUAAUGUUGGUUCGAGCGGAGAAAAUCCAGAACCAGAGCCCAUGGCAGUCGACGACCACGUCCCGGGAUAUCGAAGACGAAGCCACUGCAAGAGAACGGGAGAAAGCCGCCAUCGAUGCUGUCAUUGAUCCCGAGGUUCGCGGGGACACUGGGCAGCCAGAACGGGAGAAAGCCGCCAUCGAUGCUGUCAUUGAUCCCGAGGUUCGCGGGGACACUGGGGCAGCCGUUCACGCCUUAUUUGAAUUGACCGCCAUUGUCACCCACAAAGGUGCUUCAGCGGAUGGUGGCCACUAUAUUGGAUGGGAGUGGUACAAGUUUGACGAUGAUAAAGUCUCAGUGGUAACCCGCGAGAAGAUCUCGACUUUGGAUGGGGGAGGGGAAGAUAGCACCGCAUAUCUUCUUUUAUACAGAGCAAAGCCCAUCUACUAG